CGAACUCAUUAAAAGCUGCCAAUAUUCGAAUUCGAGGGCCUUCCAGUUUUCUCUCUUGCUUCCAUUUUAUAGAUUUUGGUUUUGAUUUCGAUCUCGAAAAGGGUUUGGAUUUGGAACUCAUCAAUCGAUGGCGGAAUCUGAGGUGGAGUCUGAUCAGAUCAGCGUGGAGACGGAUCAAACGAAGAUGACCGAGGAGGAGAGACUCCAAUACCUGGAAUUUGUUCACUUGGCAACAAUCCAGGCUCUAAUGUACGUCUCGAGGCUGUAUGGUUUUGCCAGGGAGAACUCCGGGCCGUUGAAGCCCGGUGUCAAGACGGUGGAGGGCACCGUCAAGGCCGUUGUGGGCCCCGUUUAUGAAAAGUUCAGCAGCGUUCCUCUCGACGUCCUCAAGUUUGUUGACCGCAAGGUUGGGGACGCCGUGGAAGAGAUAGACCGUCAUGUACCAUCCUUGAUAAAGGAGGCAUCAACCCAAGCCUACACCGCAGCUCAGAAGGCCCCGGUCCUCGCCCGCUCCCUCUCCAACGAGGUUCAACGCACAGGCGUGGUAGGGACCGCCAAGGAGCUCGCCAGGGCUGCUAUCUCCAAAGCCGAACCAACUGCCAAAUCCCUCUAUGUAAAAUGCGAACCUGUGGCGGAGCAAUACGCUGUAUCAACAUGGAGGUCGCUGAACAAGCUCCCGGUGUUCCCUCAGGUGGCAGGGAUGGUGAUCCCCACGGCAGCCCGCUGGACGGAGAGGUACAACAGGGCAGUUUGCUACUCGGCGGAGAAGGGGUAUCCGGUUGCUGGGUAUUUGCCUGUGGUGCCGACGGAGAGGAUUGCUAAGGUGUUUGGUGGGGAGGAGAAAGGGAAGAGGGUUGAGUGAAUGUGAAUGUUUGUGUCUGGUUAAUGUUCAUGUUAAAAGAAUUGUUGUGGAUCUGUUGCAAACUUUUUAACUGCUGGAUUUGGGUGUUGUGAAUAUAAUGUUGUUUGCUGCUGCUUGUAUUUUGACCUGUUGUGUGAACCUGACAGAUUUAUAACAACAAGUUGCCAAGUAAA
This is a messenger RNA of Asparagus officinalis (garden asparagus), 1035 nucleotides long. RefSeq names its product stress-related protein-like. The transcript is spliced from 3 exons. Lineage: Eukaryota; Viridiplantae; Streptophyta; Magnoliopsida; Asparagales; Asparagaceae. The record is from RefSeq and is a predicted model, not a curated record. The coding region runs from base 128 to 862 and encodes 244 amino acids.